UUGAGGGCAAAUCAGAACAAAUAUAAAAAAAUAUAGUACAAUACACUUCCUCUUGGGGUAGUUCUAGCUGCUUUAUACGCAUACUUAGUACAUUUAAAAUUAAUAUAUCUUCUUUGUGCUGGUUGAAAAAACAGACAACGUCCAACACUGACUAUUUAUCAUAUAACAACAGACUCUAACAGCUGAUCUUCUAUAUAUUGGUACUUGUAGCGAUUUGCAGAAAUCAUCGCCCCAGGUUACGUAAAUAGCUAAAGAAAGCAUGUCGUCGCCGAACAAUGUCAGCCAGUAUAAGCUGGUAUUACUGGGGGAGUCAGCUGUAGGUAAAUCUAGUCUGGUUUUACGGUUCGUUAAAGGACAGUUCCAGGAGUAUCAAGAAUCCACCAUUGGCGCGGCCUUCCUUACACAGACACUCUCACUCGACGAUUGUACCGUAAAGUUUGAGAUCUGGGAUACUGCCGGUCAAGAACGCUACCAUAGUCUUGCACCUAUGUACUACCGUGGGGCCCAGGCGGCCGUAGUAGUAUACGAUGUCACGAGCGCACAGAGCUUUCAGCGAGCAAAGAAUUGGGUCAAAGAACUACACAGACAGGCCAGUCCCGAUAUAGUUAUUGCCCUGGCGGGCAAUAAAUGCGAUUUGAGUCAAAGGGCUGUGGAUGAUGAAGUAGUAGACGCGUACGCCAGCGAGAACGAUUUGUUAUUCAUGGAAACCUCCGCCAAGAGCGCCAAGAAUGUCAACGAACUGUUCCUGCAGAUUGGUAGGUGUUGCUCAGCACUGGAUGUCGGGUCUAAAUGUAUUGUUGACGCACAUAACCCGUAA
Sphaeroforma arctica JP610 is the source of this 817-nucleotide messenger RNA. RefSeq names its product Ras-like protein Rab-5C. Bases 260 to 817 code for a protein of 185 amino acids. The transcript has 5 exons. The record is from RefSeq and is a predicted model, not a curated record. Lineage: Eukaryota; Ichthyosporea; Ichthyophonida. Gene Ontology annotation, molecular function: GTP binding; GTPase activity.